Messenger RNA from Ostreococcus lucimarinus CCE9901, 369 nucleotides. RefSeq lists its product with no specific name. NCBI's taxonomy places the organism in Eukaryota, Viridiplantae, Chlorophyta, Mamiellophyceae, Mamiellales, Bathycoccaceae. Bases 1 to 369 code for a protein of 122 amino acids. The record is from RefSeq and is a predicted model, not a curated record. The transcript has a single exon.
AUGCGCGCGACGACGACGACGACGACAGCGACGACGACGACGACGACGACGACGACGCGCGCGAAGACGCGCGCGACCACGCGCGCGACGCGACGCGCGCACGUCGCGCGCGCGAACGCAUCGCCCGACGGGGACGCAACCAAAGCCGCGUGCGCGGGGUCGUGCGACUCGUGCGGGCUGGCGAAGGAGAAGAUGCAGUGCGAUGGGAGCGGGCGAAUCCAGGGCGGGAUGGGGGCGAUCCCGCUGUUCGCGUGGUGGCCGAUCAAGGCGUACAGACCGUGCCCGGGAUUGAUCGAUAACGGGGGGGUGUACACGCGAAAAGGCCAAGACGUGAACGCGAUUUUGUGGGGGGAAUCGGGGAAGGAUUAA